UCUGAAGGGAGCAAGGCUGUGGAGAUGCACCGAGCCCCCCAUCUGACUUCCCCUUGUGCCCAUCGGGACUGGACGAAGGCCUACUGGGACCACCGGGCAAAGGUCCAGAAUGCCCAGCCUCUAAUGGACACUCGCACCCCAUCCACUUUCUCCCAUCUCCAUGUGAAGUUCAAGAAGCUCAAGAUGGAGGAGGAGCAGAUUUCCAUCAUUAACAAGAACAACCACCUACUCCUGGAGAAAGUGGCUGCCAUCAUGAGGACCAGGAGACAGACUGACUGUUGAAAUGAAGCCACCUACAGGAGAUAACAAAGAAGCUCCCACCGGCAGCCAGGGUCCUGGGCAGGAUGUGGGAGGAGCAGGUGAACUGAAGAGCAGAGGCUACUGUCUUUUAGAAAUCCAUGGUGAGGGAUACCCACACAGUGGCCUGAACCCACCACCUACCUAAGCCUAGUCCCCAGCCACUAUAAGAAAGGGUCCUCUGGUGACAGCUGCUGGAAACUGGAUCACAUAGCUCUCUACCCUUUGAGUGGUUUAGGGAGGUGGGGCUGUCAUUCUUCUCAUUUCACAGGUGGAGAAACUGAAGUACACGGAAGAACAGAAGUUGGCCAAGAUUGCAGCUAGACCAUGGCAGACACAGGUGUGCCUAAGGCACAAGCUAAGGCUGUGCAGUCCCUGAAGGUGUCAGCUCACACAGCAGAACUGGCAGGUCCCUGUCAGGCUGUGGAGCUCAGGACCUGAAGCUCUGCACGCAGCUUGGGAGCUCCUGGAGAUUCACUGUCCCUCCCUUUAUGUGAGAGCUUGUGGGGAUGAUGGGAAUUGCCCUGAAGGUCUUGUGCAGAAGCACUCUGAACCCUGUAAAACCUUCAACCUACACUUGUCUCCAGAGCUCAUGGUGGCUUCCAAAUCACAAUGAAUCAAAUAAAUCCAUAGUGGAGCCUCAGGCACAGGGUAUAUGACACAGGAAGGAGGCAGGAAGUGUUGUAGGGAGGGAACUAUGUAGAGUUCACACAGUUCUGUUGUUGGGUUUAUCUGAGUGUCCAAGGAGAGCCACCAGUUUCUAACCUCAGAAAUGGUCCCUGAAAGGC
This is a messenger RNA of Octodon degus (degu), 1085 nucleotides long. RefSeq lists its product as uncharacterized. NCBI's taxonomy places the organism in Eukaryota, Metazoa, Chordata, Mammalia, Rodentia, Octodontidae. The coding region runs from base 25 to 282 and encodes 85 amino acids. The transcript has 3 exons. The record is from RefSeq and is a predicted model, not a curated record.